CUUUUUUAGCGUAACACUCCGAUGAUAUAAAUAUAUAAAGCUUGGACUGCAGCGGCAUAACGUUUCUACUUUUUUCGCUACUUUUUCACACUUCAAGUUAUCUUAUAACAACAACUAUCAUCAUGUCUGGAGGAAAAUCUGGAGGUAAAUCUGCUGCUGGUGCCAAGUCCCAAACCCGUUCUGCCAAGGCCGGUCUUCAAUUCCCUGUUGGUCGUAUCCAUCGUUUGUUGCGUCGUGGCAACUAUGCUCAACGUGUGGGUGCUGGUGCUCCCGUCUACUUGGCUGCUGUCCUCGAAUACUUGGCUGCUGAAAUCCUUGAAUUGGCCGGUAACGCUGCUCGCGAUAACAAGAAGUCUCGUAUCAUUCCCCGUCACUUGCAAUUGGCCAUCCGUAACGACGAAGAAUUGAACAAGUUGUUGGGUCAUGUCACCAUUGCUCAGGGUGGUGUCCUCCCCAACAUUCACGCCACUCUUUUGCCCACCAAGACCAAGAAGGGCGGUGCUUCCCAGGAACUCUAAAUCUCUUAUACCGUUUCUAUUUCAAAAACUUGCCUUUUUUCUCGUUUCAAAAUUCGUCAUCAUAUCAUCUUGCUUCCCUCCACUUCCAUUCUGCAGAACUUUCUAACUGCUUGUGUAUAUUCUUACCCUUAUAAAAUGUUUGCUUCAGAGUCACCAUAAUUGGGUUCUAUUUUCAAUGUCGUAUUUCUUUUUUGGUCUCAUUGCUCCUGAUUGGUUAAUUUUAAAAUCAACAGAAAAAAAAAAUGAAUGGAUAAAAACGUAACUGGUUACCUGGUUUGUGACAAGAUCGGUCCG
This is a messenger RNA of Radiomyces spectabilis, 812 nucleotides long. RefSeq names its product histone H2A. The transcript has a single exon. The record is from RefSeq and is a predicted model, not a curated record. Bases 123 to 518 code for a protein of 131 amino acids. NCBI's taxonomy places the organism in Eukaryota, Fungi, Mucoromycota, Mucoromycetes, Mucorales, Radiomycetaceae. Gene Ontology annotation, cellular component: nucleosome. Gene Ontology annotation, molecular function: DNA binding; protein heterodimerization activity; structural constituent of chromatin.